AUUGUAACACCUGUGCAACUUGUAUCUAAUUAUGCCGAUUGUGUGGAACAAACACACUCAAGGCUAUAUAUGAUCACUAUAGAUGAUACCUACUCUGUUCACUAUGUCUGUGGUCUUGGUUCUUCUGGCCGUGGCGUUGCCCUCCACUUUUGGUCAGCUUACUUUUUAUUCGCCAAACUCAGGCCAACCAUACGGGUCUCCCGGUUGGCAGUACUACAGCACAGAAGCUGAGGAUGUCGCAUCAAAGUUGACCGCUGUGGUAACAAGCUCAAAAGCGGCAUGGGAAAAUUAUGUCAAUACUUUAAAGGUCUCGAACAACGCGUCCAAGGCUCUCACAGCGUAUGUAGAAGCAGGAAACUCAGUGGAUGGUACUGCCUGUGCUCCCAGCGAUGAUGACCAGUACCGCUCGUCUAUCGUAGAGAAGAUUCACAACACCGUCGACAGCUGUGCAGCCUUCAGCAACUUCACGUGUGGAGGUCACUUUUGCACCUUGAUAGAGCUGAUAAGAGAAGCUCUUGUUGAGGUGCAGAAAGCAGAUAGCGACCUUGGAACCAGCAGAACCAUUUGCUUUUCUCUGAGAGUUCCCCCUUCACCUGCCUGUGUAAAGAGCCAAAACAAGUCACUUGAGACUAUCAAUCAUGCCGUGUCCCAUGGGCAAAUGGCAAAAUAUAACUAUGAAUCCAGGGAAUCUUAUUUUCCUGCAAUAGCAAAACUUGAUGCCUGCGUUGAUCAUGGUUUAGCGAGAAUCCAAGCCGAGUUAGAGGAACGAACGCAGGGUCUGAUAGACUGCAAGAAGAGUUUAUAAGAGAAAAGCAGUAACAAGGCAGUAAGCUUAAUAUGUUGAAAUUUUGAUGGAUGUAACAUUCUUGUUCGCAUGAAAACAAGAAUCAGUAUAAUAGAAUUCACCGUCUAUAUGCUUUUUUCAUUUUAAUAUGUCAACAUCAAUAAGUAAUAAAUGUAAUCAAAACGAAA
This is a messenger RNA of Homalodisca vitripennis (glassy-winged sharpshooter), 972 nucleotides long. RefSeq lists its product as uncharacterized. The record is from RefSeq and is a predicted model, not a curated record. The transcript is spliced from 2 exons. NCBI's taxonomy places the organism in Eukaryota, Metazoa, Arthropoda, Insecta, Hemiptera, Cicadellidae. Bases 83 to 805 code for a protein of 240 amino acids.